Conger conger (European conger) is the source of this 3383-nucleotide messenger RNA. RefSeq names its product 3'-phosphoadenosine 5'-phosphosulfate synthase 2b (gene papss2b). The record is from RefSeq and is a predicted model, not a curated record. The coding region runs from base 167 to 2011 and encodes 614 amino acids. The transcript is spliced from 12 exons. Gene Ontology annotation, biological process: 3'-phosphoadenosine 5'-phosphosulfate biosynthetic process; sulfate assimilation. Lineage: Eukaryota; Metazoa; Chordata; Actinopteri; Anguilliformes; Congridae. Gene Ontology annotation, molecular function: adenylylsulfate kinase activity; sulfate adenylyltransferase (ATP) activity; ATP binding.
GGCAGGCUCAGGAAAUGCUACGUGUCUUGAAGUCUCCAAAACGGGUUCUUCUUUCUGACAAUUAUCAGAUAACCGUCUGACUACCAGGUCCGCCGUAAACAAGCAACAUAGUCCGGCUAGUAGCCUAGUCACAAGUCGUAGUUCAGCGAUCUUCAACCAGUCUGCGAUGUCUGGAAACAAAAAGCAGCGAACGGACCUCCAAAGAUCGACCAACGUAGUGUACCAGGCCCACCAUGUGAGCAGGAGUAAGAGAGGCCAGAUUGUGGGCACCCGAGGAGGCUUCCGGGGAUGCACCGUCUGGCUGACUGGUCUUUCCGGUGCUGGGAAGACCACCAUCGGUUUCGCCCUGGAGGAGUACCUGGUGACCCACGGGAUCCCCUGCUACUCCCUGGACGGCGACAACAUCCGCCACGGACUGAACAGGAACCUGGGCUUCACCUCCACGGACAGGGAGGAGAACAUCAGGCGCAUUGCGGAGGUGGCCAAGCUGUUCGCCGAUGCUGGCCUGGUGUGCAUCACCAGCUUUAUUUCCCCCUUCACUAAGGACCGGGACGAAGGCAGGAAGAUCCACGAGGGCUCCGGACUGCCGUUCUUCGAGGUGUUCAUCAACGCCCCACUGGAGGUGUGUGAGGAGAGGGACGUCAAAGGCCUCUACAAGAAGGCCCGUGCUGGCGAGAUUAAAGGCUUCACUGGCAUUGACUCUGACUACGAGAAGCCAGAAGCCCCUGAGCUGGUGCUGAAGACCGGAGAGAGCAGUGUGAACGAGUGCAUCCAGCAAGUGGUGGAUCUUCUGAAGGAGCAGGGCAUCGUGCCCACCGGAGUGAUGGAAGAGGUCAACGAAUUGUUUGUGUGCGAGAACAAGUUGAACCUGGCCAUUGCCGAUGCCAGCACCCUGCCCACCAUCAGCCUCACUAAGCUGGACCUGCAGUGGGUACAGGUGUUAGCGGAGGGCUGGGCCACCCCCCUUAAGGGCUUCAUGAGAGAGAGGGAGUACCUGCAAGUCUUGCACUUUGGCACGCUCCUCGAUGGUGGCACCAUCAACCUGUCUGUGCCCAUCGUCCUGCCCGUUUCCAUGGAGAAGAAGCAGAGCCUGGACGGCUGCGCCGCCUUGGCCUUGGAGUUCAAGGGUCGCAGGGUGGCGAUUCUCCGCAACCCCGAGUUCUACGAGCACCGCAAGGAGGAGCGCUGCUCCAGGCAAUGGGGGACGAACUGUCCGCAGCACCCUUAUAUCAAGAUGGUAAUGGAAGGCGGUGAUUGGCUGGUUGGUGGUGACCUGGAAGUGCUUGAAAGAAUCAAGUGGAACGAUGGUUUGGACCAGUACCGUCUGACUCCUCAGGAACUGAAACAGAAGUUCAAGGAAAUGAGAGCAGAUGCAAUCUUCGCAUUCCAGCUGCGAAACCCGGUGCACAACGGGCAUGCCCUGCUGAUGCAGGACACCAAGCGGCGUCUGCUGGAGCGGGGCUACAAGCGGCCGGUGCUGCUGCUGCACCCGCUGGGCGGAUGGACCAAGGACGACGACGUGCCGCUCGACUGGCGCAUGAAGCAGCACGCCGCCGUGCUGGAGGAGGGCGUGCUGGACCCGGCCUCCACCAUCGUGGCCAUCUUCCCCUCGCCCAUGAUGUACGCCGGGCCUACAGAGGUCCAGUGGCACUGCAGGGCCCGGAUGAUAGCUGGUGCUAACUUCUACAUAGUUGGCAGAGACCCAGCUGGCAUGCCGCACCCGCUGACCAAACAGGACCUGUACGAGCCUACCCAUGGGAGCAAGGUGCUGACCAUGGCUCCCGGCCUCACCUCCGUGGAGAUCAUCCCCUUCCGAGUCGCGGCCUACAACAAAGUGAAGAAGGGCAUGCACUUCUACGACAAAGAACGACACAGCGAGUUCGACUUCAUCUCCGGCACCCGCAUGAGGAAACUGGCGCGGAGUGGCGAGAACCCGCCCGACGGUUUCAUGGCUCCGAAGGCCUGGAAGGUUCUCACCGAAUACUACUCUUCAAUUCAGAAGGACCAGUGAACGUGCCGUCCCGUUUCCCAGAACGGCCCUGACUCCUACUUAGGCGCAAUAAAAUGAAACAUUCCGGUUUUCUCUUUCUUUAAUAUUCUUUUUUUUAUAUAUAUAUCAUGUUUAGUCUAAAAUCAUACAUGUUUAUGAUAUACAUGUAAAACUGCCUUGUCUUAGCUGCAUGGUUUUAUAAUUUAUUUGCAUUCUGGAUUCUGUGAUCAUUUCAGCCUUGGUGACCAACAUGUCGGGAAACAGAUGAAAGUGAGUGUUCUCUGCGGUGUUGUCAGAAGUGCUGUGUUUGAAGCGGUAAGAGCGAUUGCAGCUAUGUUAUAUGGAAAGCGAUGCUUGUGACACAUUCCUGUGUGUCGUGGUGCUCGGGUUGUGUAAUUCCUAAGAAGGGAAGAAGUGAGGUUAUGUCUAGUCCCAGGCUUGGGAUUCCCCUUCUAAUAUAAAAAAAUGAAGUAUAUGUGUCAAAUCAUUGUCACCAGGGUAUUGCACAUUUCAGUGGUCAUUUCAUAUGGUACACCUAUCUAGUAUGGAGUAGGACCCCCUAUUGCCUACAGAACAGCCCAUUAUUAUUUUCAGCAUGGAUUCAACAAAGAUGUUUGUCCAUGCUGACUCGAUAGCUUUGCACAGUUCCAACAGGUAUUUCAGCCACGCUUUCAUGGUGCUAACCUCCCAUUCGACCUCAUCACAGAAAUGCUCUGUUUGAUGGAGAUGUUGGGACUGUGCACGCCAUUGGAGUAAACUGAAGUCUACAGGUGUCGACUUCAUUAUUACCUGUCGGUGUUGCAUGCCAGAAUAUGGCUUCAAAUACGAUGUCACUUGAAAUUGGAAGUUUUUAACAUCGUUUUCAGAGAUGUGCUAAAUCCUAAAUAUUUACAAUUGCUUGCAAAUUAUUUACAUUAUAUUAUGUAGGUCCCAAUAUGUUACACUUGUCAUGAUGUUUGAUGUAGUUAUGUCAUCUUAUUGCACUGUGUUCACUGGACAAUUCAUAGCAUCAGCUGUGAUUUAACUGGGUAAUUUCUACAUCAUCUACAUCAUCAAAAGCCUCAAGUGCCUUUUUCUGUUCAGUGUCAAUAUGAAUGUACUACUGUGCUUUACGUAAGCUUUGUGUUUAAAGCUGUGAUUGGAUGCCUGAGUGAUCUGAUAUUUUUAUAUCCGAAUUUCCCUGAUUAGUAAGUAAAGGCAUGGGCUCAUCAAGAAUAUAGGGCUUGCCUGCAACAAUGGGGAAGCUUCACAUGUGUGAAGGAUAAAAAAGAACAUAUUUAUUAAUGUCAAUCUCUGUGCCUUAACUGAUUAUCUUUUAGUAUUUACAGUAGCGGCUUACCAUUUAAAAUUUGUAAACCAGAAUUUUAGUACAAAUUAAAAUUUUAUAUUAUUG